Bufo bufo (common toad) is the source of this 1629-nucleotide messenger RNA. RefSeq names its product proteasome 26S subunit, non-ATPase 14 (gene PSMD14). The record is from RefSeq and is a predicted model, not a curated record. Gene Ontology annotation, cellular component: proteasome regulatory particle, lid subcomplex. Gene Ontology annotation, biological process: protein deubiquitination; proteasome-mediated ubiquitin-dependent protein catabolic process. Lineage: Eukaryota; Metazoa; Chordata; Amphibia; Anura; Bufonidae. The transcript is spliced from 11 exons. The coding region runs from base 143 to 1075 and encodes 310 amino acids. Gene Ontology annotation, molecular function: protein binding; proteasome binding; metallopeptidase activity.
GACCGGACGUGACGUCCCUUACACCCGGAAGUGCUCUGGGUGCAUUGCUUUGAAUGAAAUCCGGCUGAUUCACUGCUGCUGCCGGAGUGAGAAAACGCUGAAAAGGCUUCGUUCUUCUACCGAAAAGUUUAUAGACAGGAAUAUGGAUCGACUCCUAAGGCUCGGAGGAGGAAUGCCUGGGCUGGGGCAGGGGCCUCCCACCGAUGCUCCCGCAGUGGACACAGCCGAGCAGGUGUAUAUUUCUUCUUUAGCAUUGCUUAAAAUGCUAAAGCAUGGCCGGGCUGGUGUCCCAAUGGAAGUCAUGGGCCUAAUGCUGGGAGAAUUUGUGGAUGAUUACACAGUCAGGGUCAUUGACGUGUUUGCCAUGCCACAGUCUGGAACUGGUGUUAGUGUGGAGGCCGUGGAUCCAGUGUUUCAGGCUAAAAUGUUGGACAUGUUGAAGCAAACUGGAAGGCCUGAGAUGGUGGUGGGUUGGUACCACAGUCACCCCGGCUUUGGUUGCUGGCUCUCGGGGGUCGACAUCAACACCCAGCAGAGCUUUGAAGCCUUAUCCGAACGAGCCGUCGCCGUGGUCGUGGAUCCCAUUCAGAGUGUAAAAGGCAAGGUUGUUAUCGACGCCUUCAGAUUAAUCAAUGCCAACAUGAUGGUUUUGGGACACGAACCAAGGCAAACCACUUCCAAUCUUGGCCACUUAAACAAGCCAUCUAUACAGGCACUAAUUCACGGACUGAACAGGCAUUACUACUCUAUAACCAUUAACUACAGGAAGAACGAGCUGGAACAAAAGAUGCUGUUGAACUUGCACAAGAAGAGCUGGAUGGAGGGACUGACACUUCAGGACUACAGUGAACACUGUAAACUCAACGAGACGGUUGUGAAGGAGAUGUUGGAGCUUGCCAAGAAUUAUAAUAAGGCUGUGGAAGAGGAAGAUAAGAUGACACCUGAGCAGCUUGCCAUAAAAAAUGUUGGGAAACAGGAUCCCAAGCGCCACUUGGAAGAACACGUGGAUGUUCUGAUGACCUCAAACAUUGUCCAGUGUUUAGCAGCCAUGUUAGACACGGUCGUAUUUAAAUAACGGAUUGAUUGGAGAGCGCGUCUUUUUGUUCUUGUGAAGUGGGUUAUGUAUGAAAACCGCGGUCUGCCUCCCAGACUGUCCUGUUCUUUCAUGAUACUCAGCUGCAAUGUUUUUUUUUUCCUAGGGUUUUUUUUUUAUAUUAUUAUUUCAUGCAGUUUAGUCUUUUAAUAUAAAAAUUCUGGUAAAAUCCUAUGUACAUAACGGGGCUACAUGGCCACAAAUCGAGCAUGCGUCUAGAGCCUCUGGCAGCAACAGAGUUAACAACUCGUUACCUGUCAGUUAUAAAGUCCGUUUCACCCGAGUCAAAGGCAUCCAAGAACAUGAACUGCUGCUUUAGUUGGGGACAUCUGGCAUUGCUGGUGACCUGGGAGCGGUGCAGCAACACCUCUCUGUCUCUCUUGUAUAAUUACUUCUGUUCCUAGAUGUCAGGGACUUUGCAGACGACAGCCUUCUUUAAACAUUAGCUGGGCAAAUUUUAUUAAAGUCUACAUUUAAUAUCUGGGAAAUCCAUGCUCCAAUUGUUGCUUCAUAAUAAAAAUACAUUUACACAUUUC